CACUCCGCUCUGCCUCCGCCUCUCUUCUUCUCCCCUCGGCUUCGAGGGUUUUUUCCCCUCUUUUCUUUUUCUUUUUUUCUUUUCUUUUUUUGUUUCGGUUUUUCUCUUUCGUCGUUGGGGCGCUCGUUCCCCUGACCAAACCCUAAUAAUCGUCCCUGACCCGGGACGGGGGGCGGGGCGGGCGAUCGUCGGCAUGCAGCAGCAGCGGAUGAAGCAGGCGGCGGCAGCGGCGGCGCAGCAGCAGCAGCUGAUGCAGCAGGCGCUGCUCAUGCAGCACGUGGCGGCCGCGCAGCAGCAGCCGCCCUUGUUCCCGGCGAUAGAGCCCGUUGUUAGUGGAAAUCUUCCUCCUGGGUUUGAUUCAAGCACAUGCCGCAGCGUGUAUGUUGGCAAUAUCCAUCUUCAAGUGACGGAUACUCUACUGCAGGAGGUCUUCCAAAGUAUUGGUCCAGUAGAAGGGUGCAAGCUCAUCAGAAAAGAAAAGUCAUCCUUUGGUUUCAUUGACUACUAUGACCAUAGAUUUGCUGCACUUGCAAUUGCAUCUCUCAAUGGCAGACAACUGUUUGGUCAGCCAAUAAAAGUCAAUUGGGCAUAUACAAGUACUCAGAGGGAGGAUACAUCAGGUCAUUUUAAUAUUUUUGUUGGGGAUCUUUGCCCAGACGUCACUGAUGCUGCUUUGUUUGCUUUUUUCUCUGGAUACUCCACCUGCUCAGAUGCUAGGGUUAUGUGGGACCAGAAAACAGGUCGAUCCAGAGGGUUUGGUUUUGUUUCUUUCAGGAAUCAGCAGGAUGCCCAGAAUGCAAUAAAUGAGUUGAAUGGUAAGUGGCUUGGCAACCGCCAAAUUCGUUGCAAUUGGGCAACGAAAGGUGCCAAUGCUGGUGAAGAGAAACAAAGUGUGGACUCCAAGGUUGACCUGACAAAUUGCUCAUCAGAAGCUGGAAAAGGGAAUGUAGGUGAAGAUGGUCCCGAAAACAACCCACAGUUUACCACUGUUUAUGUUGGCAAUCUUCCUCAUGACGCCAACAGCAAUGAUGUGCACCGAUUUUUCCAUUCACUUGGGGCUGGCUUAAUUGAGGAGGUCCGUGUAACACGUGAUAAAGGUUUUGGCUUUGUGAGAUACAGCACCCAUGAGGAAGCUGCACUAGCAAUUCGGAUGGGCAAUGGCCAACUUAUUGGCGGGAGGCAGAUAAAGUGCUCCUGGGGAAGCAAGCCAACUCCACCAGGGACAGCAUCUGCGCCCCUGCCUCCUCCGGGGCCAGCUCCAUUUUCCACCGGCUUGUCGGCGAUUGACCUCCUGGCCUACCAGCGCACCCUGGCUCUGAACAAGAUGGCCGCGAGCCCGGCCCUAAUGGGGCAGCACGCCCUGAAGCAGGCCGCGCUGGGGAUGGAUGUCGGAGCUAACCAGGCUAUCUAUGACGGUGGCUUCCAGGGAGUCAACGCUGCCGCCGCGGUGGCAGCCCAGCAGCAGCAGCAGCUGCAGCAGCAGCUCAUGUACUACUAGAGCUUAUGUACCAGCUGCCUACCCCAUCAUGAGCCCCCCCCCCCCCCUAUAAACAUAAGUAGAUGAAUCCUUACCAUGACCUUUUUUUCCCUCUCGAUCUUCAUUACCCAACUAAGUAACUUGCCCUCUAUGCCGGCAAUAUAUAUAACACCGUAGAACACAUGUGUUUCUAGAGACAUGGAAACCAAGUUUGGGUGGCACCCUGUCUUGUCAGAUAAUAUUCUUUGUUUGAAUCAUCUUUUAUUAUGCUAUAUGUUUUCAUCUCUAA
Phragmites australis (common reed) is the source of this 1766-nucleotide messenger RNA. Its product is annotated as oligouridylate-binding protein 1B-like. The coding region runs from base 194 to 1498 and encodes 434 amino acids. The record is from RefSeq and is a predicted model, not a curated record. The transcript has 12 exons. NCBI's taxonomy places the organism in Eukaryota, Viridiplantae, Streptophyta, Magnoliopsida, Poales, Poaceae. Gene Ontology annotation, molecular function: mRNA binding.